Messenger RNA from Symphalangus syndactylus (siamang), 4030 nucleotides. It is a transcript of the gene FHOD1, whose product is annotated as formin homology 2 domain containing 1. Gene Ontology annotation, biological process: cortical actin cytoskeleton organization. NCBI's taxonomy places the organism in Eukaryota, Metazoa, Chordata, Mammalia, Primates, Hylobatidae. Gene Ontology annotation, cellular component: cytoskeleton; cytoplasm. Gene Ontology annotation, molecular function: actin filament binding. The record is from RefSeq and is a predicted model, not a curated record.
UGCGGUGUCAGGAAGCUGGAUUGGGGCUUGACCCUGUAGGUCAAUGGGAGCAUGGGAGUGCCGGCCAGGGAGAGACUUCACGGGGUGAGGGGAGUCCCCGCGAAGCGGUCUGGCCCGGGAUCCGCAGAGCGCAGAAGGCUGCACGGGUGGAAAAGCCCUUUGAGUCACCGCUCCCGCCCCCACCCCCGGACACUCGCCGCCCAUCUGCCCGCGCCUGGAAGUGAGAGGGAGGGCCGGGCUAAUUUUAAACCGCCGGCCUGCCCUACUUUGCUGCAGCCCCGAAGCCGACUUGUGCACAGUGAGGAAAGAGGCCCUUUUCCAGAUGGCCAGCCUACCUCCUCUCCCCUCCCUCUCGCCGCCGUCAGCCCCCAGCAAGCAGCCCUUUCCGGCGCGCUGUUUCCGGGCCAGGACUCUGGAAGGCGCACUACCACCCCCACAGGCUCCCCACCAGCCCGGCCGCCUCCAGUGCUGGGGAAGAGGAGAGAGAGUCGGGUUGGAGGAUUGUGCUCUGCAAGUGUCUCCCUCUGGAUACUACCUGGACCCCGAGCUGUCCCUGGAAGAGCAGCGGGAGAUGCUGGAGGGCUUCUAUGAAGAGAUCAGCAAAGGGCGGAAGCCCACGCUGAUCCUUCGGACCCAGCUCUCUGUGAAGGUCAACGCUAUCUUGGAAAAGCUGUAUAGCUCCAGUGGUCCUGAGCUCCGCCGCUCCCUCUUCUCACUGAAGCAGAUCUUCCAGGAGGACAAAGACCUGGUGCCUGAAUUCGUGCAUUCAGAGGGGCUGAGCUGCCUGAUCCGUGUGGGUGCUGCUGCUGACCACAACUACCAGAGCUACAUCCUUAGAGCGCUCGGCCAGCUGAUGCUCUUUGUGGAUGGAAUGCUAGGGGUGGUGGCCCACAGUGAGACUAUUCAGUGGCUGUACACAUUGUGUGCCAGCCUGUCCCGCUUGGUGGUGAAGACAGCCCUGAAGCUGCUGUUGGUGUUUGUAGAAUACUCCGAAAACAACGCACCGCUGUUCAUCCGUGCAGUGAACUCUGUGGCCAGCACCACCGGUGCUCCUCCCUGGGCCAAUUUUGUGUCCAUCCUGGAGGAGAAGAAUGGCGCUGACCCUGAGUUGUUGGUGUACACGGUCACCCUCAUCAACAAGACGCUGGCGGCGCUCCCGGACCAGGACUCCUUCUACGAUUUGACGGAUGCACUGGAGCAGCAGGGCAUGGAAGCGCUGGUCCAGCGCCACCUGGGUACUGCGGGCACUGACGUCGACCUGCGCACGCAGCUUGUGCUCUACGAGAACGCCCUGAAAUUGGAGGAUGGAGACAUCGAAGAAGUCCCAGGCGCCGGUGGGCGGCGAGAACGACGAAAGCCUUCUUCUGAGGAGGGCAAGAGGAGCCGCCGUUCUCUGGAAGGCGGGGGCUGCCCCGCGCGUGCCCCGGAACCUGGCCCCACAGGCCCCGCCUCACCGGUAGGCCCCACCUCUUCCACUGGCCCCGCCCUGCUGACAGGCCCCGCCUCCAGCACUGUGGGCCCUCCCUCCGGCCUCCAAGCUUCAGUGAACCUUUUUCCUACCAUCUCUGUGGCACCCUCAGCUGACACCUCCAGCGAGAGGAGCAUCUACAAAGCCCGGUUCCUGGAGAAUGUGGCGGCAGCAGAAACAGAGAAGCAGGUUGCGCUGGCCCAGGGCCGGGCAGAGACACUGGCUGGGGCCAUGCCCAAUGAGGCGGAUGGACACCCAGAUGCCCGGCAACUCUGGGACUCCCUAGAGACAGCCCCUGCACCCAGAACACCCCAGAGCCCUGCCCCCUGUGUCCUGCUCCGGGCCCAGCGAAGCCUUGAGCCAGAGCCCAAGGAGCCACUGAUACCAGCAAGCCCCAAGGCUGAGCCCAUCUGGGAGCUCCCUACCCGUGCACCCAAGCUCUCUAUUGGGGACCUGGACUUUUCAGAUCUAGGGGAGGAUGAAGACCAGGACAUGCUGAAUGUAGAGUCUGUGGAGGCUGGGAAAGAGGUCCCAGCUCCCUCACCCCCACUGCCUCUGCUCUUGGGAGUCCCCCCACCUCCCCCACCUCCACCUCCCCCACCCAUCAAAGGCCCCUUCCCACCACCUCCACCUCUACCUCUGGCUGCCCCACUUCCCCAUUCAGUGCCUGACAGCUCAGCCCUCCCCACCAAGAGGAAGACAGUAAAACUUUUCUGGCGUGAGCUAAAGCUGGCUGGGGGCCAUGGAGUCUCUGCAAGCCGCUUUGGGCCCUGCGCCACCCUCUGGGCUUCACUGGAGCCUGUCUCAGUGGACACUGCCCGGCUGGAACACCUCUUUGAGUCUCGUGCCAAAGAGGUGCUGCCCUCCAAGAAAGCUGGAGAGGGCCGCCGGACAAUGACCACAGUGCUGGACCCCAAGCGCAGCAACGCCAUCAACAUUGGCCUAACCACACUGCCACCUGUGCAUGUCAUUAAGGCUGCCCUGCUCAACUUUGAUGAAUUUGCUGUCAGCAAGGAUGGCAUUGAGAAGCUACUGACCAUGACGCCCACGGAGGAAGAGCAGCAGAAGAUUGAGGAAGCCCAGCUGGCCAACCCUGACAUACCCCUGGGCCCAGCCGAGAACUUCCUGAUGACUCUUGCCUCCAUUGGCGGCCUCGCUGCUCGUCUACAACUCUGGGCCUUCAAGCUGGACUAUGACAGCAUGGAGCGGGAAAUUGCUGAGCCACUGUUUGACCUGAAAGUGGGUAUGGAACAGCUCGUACAGAAUGCCACCUUCCGCUGCAUCCUGGCUACCCUCCUAGCUGUGGGCAACUUCCUCAAUGGCUCCCAGAGCAGCGGCUUUGAGCUGAGCUACCUGGAGAAGGUGUCAGAGGUGAAGGACACGGUGCGUCGACAGUCACUGCUACACCACCUCUGCUCCCUAGUGCUCCAGACCCGGCCUGAGUCCUCCGACCUCUAUUCAGAAAUCCCUGCCCUGACUCGCUGUGCCAAGGUGGACUUUGAACAGCUGACUGAGAACCUGGGGCAGCUGGAGCGCCGGAGCCGGGCAGCCGAGGAGAGCCUGCGGAGCUUGGCCAAGCAUGAGCUGGCCCCAGCCCUGCGUGCCCGCCUCACCCACUUCCUGGCCCAGUGUGCCCGCCGUGUUGCCAUGCUGAGGAUAGUGCACCGCCGUGUCUGCAAUAGGUUCCAUGCCUUCCUGCUCUACCUGGGCUACACCCCGCAGGCGGCCCGUGAAGUGCGCAUCACGCAGUUCUGCCACACGCUGCGGGAAUUUGCGCUUGAGUAUCGGACUUGCCGGGAACGAGUGCUACAGCAGCAGCAGAAGCGGGCCACAUGCCGUGAGCGCAACAAGACCCGGGGACGCAUGAUCACCGAGACAGAGAAGUUCUCAGGUGUGGCUGGGGAAGCCCCCAGCAACCCCUCUGUUCCAGUAGCAGUGAGCAGCGGGCCAGGCCGGGGAGAUGCUGACAGUCAUGCUAGUAUGAAGAGUCUGCUGACCAGCAGGCCUGAGGACACCACACACAAUCGCCGCAGCAGAGGCAUGGUCCAGAGCAGCUCCCCAAUCAUGCCCACAGUGGGGCCCUCCACUGCAUCCCCAGAGGAACCCCCAGGCUCCAGUUUACCCAGUGAUACAUCAGAUGAGAUCAUGGACCUUCUGGUGCAGUCAGUGACCAAGAGCAGUCCUCGUGCCUUAGCUGCUAGGGAACGCAAGCGUUCCCGUGGCAACCGCAAGUCUUUGAGACGGACGUUAAAGAGCGGGCUCGGAGAUGACCUGGUGCAGGCACUGGGACUGAGCAAGGGUCCUGGCCUGGAGGUGUGAAAGUGCUGUAUCCUGGAUAUCUAUCUGGACCCUGGACUGCAGUGCAGGAGAUGACAGAGUGAGGAGGGCCCAGAGCAGAAUUCUGGCCCCAGAACUCCGUGCCCAGGAGCCAUGCCUUGAGCAGUAUUAGCUGUGUGUGUGUGCAUGUGUGUGUGUGUGUGUGUGUGCACAUGCAUAUGCAUGUGCAUGUGUGUGAGCUCCUUGAACUCAUGGAGCAAAAUAAAAUUUUCUUAGCUAAUCCAA